Messenger RNA from Anopheles stephensi (Asian malaria mosquito), 1166 nucleotides. RefSeq lists its product as uncharacterized. Lineage: Eukaryota; Metazoa; Arthropoda; Insecta; Diptera; Culicidae. The transcript has 4 exons. The record is from RefSeq and is a predicted model, not a curated record. The coding region runs from base 195 to 1166 and encodes 323 amino acids.
UUGCCGGUACGGCAAUGAUCGUCUGUGCUGCUCUGUCAAUUCUUCCACAGCCUGUGUCGAUGUGUAUGCCUGUGUAUGCUACAGCUCGACCGUGUAAAAACACGACAAUUCUACGUGAAGUGCGAUAUUGGUAUGUAUUGGUGCGACGGUGAAGACUUGACAGAAAAGCGAAUUUACCAGCCGAAAAAAACAUCAUGACGUCGAAAUCGUCCCUGUAUCGAAAGCGCCGUCUCAUCCUUGAAGAAGAGGAACGAAUUAUGCGGGAAGAACGUGAUGCAAUGGAGGCUUCCAGCUCUGUUUCGGUACCGGCAUCGGGGGCUUCCGGCUUUGCUACGGAGCCGGCAUCGGAGCCCAUGAAUUUAGAUGUUUUAUAUGAUUCCAAUACUGUAUCAGUAGAUAGCGUUGGUGGUGGUAUAGUGGGUAGUAGUAUAGAUGUAAAUACUAACGAUAUUUAUGAUGAAGUAGAAGAACCGGCUGAACUUCGCGAUGAUUUUUGGACGGAAGCUUAUAGCUUCUUGAACGAUUUUUCAACGUUGAAAGACGCUUUGAAAUAUUUGGCAGUGGCAGGGCAUCUUUCUCGAAGUUUUCUCAACUUGCUGUUGGCGAUUUUAAGAAAGUUUGGACACCCUGAUCUACCGAAAGACGCUCGUUCGCUUCUCAAAAUACCCAGAGUAAGCAAUGAGAUUCAAACCGUUGCAAGUGGACGUUUUUGGUAUCCGGGUAUUGAGGUUGCCCUUAGAAAUGUUUUUAAAAAUAGCCCUCCACAAGUGACGAAUUUAAGCCUUCAAGUAUCGAUUGAUGGACUUCCACUCUUCAAAAGUAGUGUCACUCAGUUUUGGCCAAUUCUAUUCAAGGUAGAAGAGAUAUCCGAUUGUCCGGUAAUGGUAGCGGGUGUAUUUAGCGGCCAAACCAAACCCGGUAGUCUCGAGCAAUUCCUGCGUCCAAUAGUUGACGAAAUUAACAAUUUACGGUCAACAGGCAUACAGUUUGGUGAUCAUGUACUUCCAGUAUGUAUUAAGGCCUUCAUUGCUGAUUCACCAGCACGGGCUUUUAUUAAGUCUGUUAUGGGAUUUUCGGGUAAACACGGUUGCACGAAGUGCACUACCGUUGGAGUGCAUGUGCAACCCGAAGGUAAGGUAAUUUUUAAUCCUUCAUCUAGAGGAUAA